AUGAUCAAAUACAUCUUACUGCUAUCGAAACAGGGCAAGGUGAGGCUUGUCAAAUGGUAUCUGCAAGUCCCGGAACAAGUGAGACAACGCACAAUACGAGAAAUCGGUGCCGUUGUUCCACUACGUAAAUCGAAAAUGUGCAAUGUCAUUGAACACGGAGACGGUAAAGUUGUGUACAGACGAUAUGCCUCACUCUAUUUUGUUGCUGGAGUUGACGCCGACGAAAACGAGUUGAGCAUACUAGAUUUCAUGCAACGGUAUGUUGAGUCGCUCGACGCUCUCUAUGGGAACGUCUGCGAGCUGGACAUUGUGUUCAACUCUGCAUUGGCGUAUGCUGCAUUGGACGAAUGUGUCAUUGGCGGCCAUAUUAGUGAGAGUGGGGGCCACGAAGUUGUGAGUCGGGUCCGAAGUGCACUUCGAUUGGAGGAAAUGGAAAGAGACGGCAGUGGACAAAUGAAAGGUCUCAAAGUGUGA
This is a messenger RNA of Pichia kudriavzevii, 474 nucleotides long. RefSeq lists its product as uncharacterized. Gene Ontology annotation, cellular component: intracellular membrane-bounded organelle; membrane coat. Bases 1 to 474 code for a protein of 157 amino acids. Gene Ontology annotation, biological process: intracellular protein transport; vesicle-mediated transport. The record is from RefSeq and is a predicted model, not a curated record. Lineage: Eukaryota; Fungi; Ascomycota; Pichiomycetes; Pichiales; Pichiaceae. The transcript has a single exon.